UGCAAACAAAGACCACGACCGCAAUACUGAUAUUCUUGCUCCCCCCCGGAGACAAGAAAUCCUAGACUAGACAGAGUAGCACUCAAGUCUCGAACGACUAAGCACGACAAGUACCGAACUUUCCUCGCUGUCGAUUCGCGUGCCGGCACAAUCGCCCAACAUGGCUCCGCACGCCUCUUCCCCCUCAACCUCCUCUCGUCCGGUCACAAUUCAGGGAGGCAAAGACACGGGCACCCUCCCAUUCGACCACACUGCCCCUGCCGCCCCCGUGACCUUUCAGCGCCGCCAGGCCACCGGCGCCGGCGAGUUCAUUGCGAAGCCCGCCGUGGCCCGCGCCAACCUGGCCGUGUCGACAUUUGCGCCCAACGGAAGCCCCGAGUCGAAGAACGGUCGAAUGCGGGAUCAUACGGUACUGCAGCAGCACGUGCUAUUCUGGGACCGGGACCAGGACGGCCAGAUCUACCCAUGGGAUACGUAUGUCGGGUUCCGGGACCUGGGUUUCAGCAUCCUCUUCUCACUGCUCGCGGUGGUGAUCAUCAACGUCAACUUCUCCUACCCCACCCGGCUGGCCGUCUCCUGGUGGCCCGAUCCGUGGUUCCGCGUCUACGUCGGUGGAAUUCACAAAGCCAAGCAUGGCUCUGACUCAGGGGUUUAUGACAAGGAGGGCAGAUUCGUUCCCCAGAUGUUCGAGGACAUAUUUUCUAAAUGGGAUGUCCACGGCGCCGGGUCGCUAUCGGCGGGCGAGCUGUGGAAUAUGAUUAAGGGGAAUCGCCUCGCUGCUGAUCCGUUCGGGUGGGGCGCUGCCAUAUUUGAAUUCGGCACUACGUGGCUGCUGCUGCAGAAGGACGGUCGCGUAUCCAAGGAGGACCUCCGGCAGACAUAUGAUGGUACCAUCUUCUGGAAGAUCAAGGAGGCUAGGGAGCAGGGCAAGGGCUGGAACAAGGGUUUUGGGCUGCGCGACCUUCUCUUGCUUGGUCAACACGAGGUUAAGGCGCGUAUCGUGUAA
Messenger RNA from Thermothelomyces thermophilus ATCC 42464, 1006 nucleotides. RefSeq lists its product as uncharacterized. The transcript has 5 exons. Gene Ontology annotation, molecular function: monooxygenase activity; calcium ion binding. The record is from RefSeq and is a predicted model, not a curated record. Lineage: Eukaryota; Fungi; Ascomycota; Sordariomycetes; Sordariales; Chaetomiaceae. Bases 161 to 1006 code for a protein of 281 amino acids.